ACUGUGAUUGAAAAAAACCCACACAAUAACUCAGUUUCCGGUACACCUGCACUCAUCCUGAAACCCCAAAAUCCCCGGAGAAAAGACCAAAGGUCAGGCCCGAAUUGACGAAUUCCCCCUUAAAACAAACGGACGAAUAAAUCGUCUCGAGAUCGUAUCAUAUACCCCAACGGUCGCUUUUCAAGACGAAAAAGUUUUCGAGAUGCUGUUAAUGCGUUCCAAGGAAUCGCAGGAGCAAUGAGUUUGCGUAAUAGAUCUGAUAGCAAUGGAGAUCAACAUGUGAUUGAACUGGAGAAAAAUAAUAAUUCGUCAGGUUUAAAGAAAAAAUCCAUUAACUGCGUGCGGCUAGUGGUUUUUUCGGUUCCCCUCGUGUUCUGUGUUUUUAUAAACAAUAAUAAUAUUUAAUAAUAACGAUAAAUAAAACCAAGUGCCUUAGUGAGACAAUAAAAAUAAUCUGAUGUGAAGAAACUCCAGUGUUGUCUCUGGAGUUGAUCCUGUUGGAGUGCGUGGACAAUUUUUUAUUAUUAUUAAUAGAUAAAUGCAUAAAUUAAGGCUACCUGUCAAGGUUGAAUUGCCCUCGGCGUUAACAAGGAUGGUAUUGGACCACAAGGCGAUAACUCUGCACAGUGAUUACGGUAGCUUUGACAGACCAUUGGGUAACGGUGAGGGGCACGAGAAGGACGUUGAGGCAGCUGUUGAUGGGAGUACCAGUGGAAUGGCACAAUCUAGUGACGUUUAUCAAAGGCAACCAUUACUUCCUGGUGCACCGACUAAGGGAAAGGACAGGUGGGGUGGAGUUGGCUCGAGUUCAGAUUAUUACGAGGAGGAUGACAAUGAUAAAAUAGAUAGCAUUGGACAUCAGCGGGCAGGCUUGGAGAAUGGCAGUGGCAUUGUCAAGCUUGAUAUUCCCGCACCACUCAGGGAGGAACCAAGAUUUCCCAAGGAGAAAUGGAAAACUCUUAUUGCAUUUUUCUUUUUGGUUUUCAACUUUAUUCUCACGACCACGUCCCUUGCAAUGGUACACGACAGAGUGCCAGAUCGAAAUGUCUAUGGUCCAUUACCUGAUAUUAUUCUGGAUAACGUCGAAGCACAAGAUUGGGCCCUCACUGUGUCGGAAAUUCUCAUUGUGAUUGGAUCCAAUUCCGCAAUGCUUCUCAUCAUAUUUCAUAAACACCGAUUCAUCGUAUUGAGACGAAUAUUUUUGGUGAUGGGACUCCUGUACAUGAUGAGGAGCAUCACAUUUUACGUAACAGCCUUACCAAUAGUUAGUAAAACGUAUUACUGCAGUGAAAAAGCCAAUCACACGACCCCCCUAAUAAUCACGAAACGCGUUCUCCAACUGAUGUCUGGUUUUGGUCUAGUAAUUAAUGGAAAGCACACGUACUGCGGUGACCUUAUUUUCAGUGGGCAUACAGUUAUCCUCGUACUGUGCUACCUGAUUAUCAAGGAAUACUCUCCGAAGAGGUGUCAGCCCAUCCACUGGCUUGUUGGGAUAACGUCAUUUGUUGGUGUUAUUAUGAUUUUAGUCGCCCAUGGGCAUUACACUGUUGAUGUUAUUAUAGCUUACUGGGUCACCACAAGACUUUGGUAUAUUUACCACACCAUGGCAAACAAUGUACAAUUGAAGCAAUACGGACCAAACAACUUUUUGGCGAGACUCUGGUGGUUUCCACUGUUCAAGUAUUUUGAGAAAAACGUGGGUGGAGUUGUACCACGACAAUACGACUGGCCUCUCCCUUGGCCUCGGAGAUUUCUUGCCAAGCAUCCCAAUCGGGACAGUUAAUACUCGUCUCAGCUUCGUAAUUAUCUUACAUCACUAAGACACUUACCCGGUUCAAUGUGAAUCUGUAUAUUAGUUAUCAUCAUCACAUGGAGAGUAAAUUAAUUGGGGGUGAGGGCCAGUGGUCCUGAUGUUCACAGGCGAAUGCCAUUAGAGAUAAUUAUUUCGAUGAUUAUUGCGCAUGUCAUUGUUUUCAUGUACAUUUGCUCGAUCUACCGAAAUUCCCGAUUGCAAUACGUCGACUUUAAGGAUGUCUCUCCCCAAUUUAUAUUUUUUUAAACCAAGAGAUCAAGUCCCUUCAUCUUUGAUAAUAUUUUGAACCCAUCAUUUAUUUUACAAACGCAGGCAUUAGCUGCGUUUAUGUGGGAUUGAAUUGUUCAAAUAUUUUCUGUUUUUGUCGGAAAAUUUUUCGCCAAAUUUUUUGUUGUCCAGUCCAUUCAGCAGUUUUCUCUUCCGUUUUUGUUUCUGCUUCAGACUCUUUUAGUAAGUGAAUUGUAAAUUUUAAUGUAAAUCUGAUGAGAGAUUAUUUGUAAGAAAAAAUUUUUGUAGUUAUUUCUGCUUUUUCCAACAGCAAAGAAAUAUUUCUGUUCGUUAACCAAUUACAGAAUUUCCCUUAAACGUGAUAAAUCUAGAUCUUGAAAAUGGAUAUACAUUCUUGAUGUCCGACUCCUUUGAGAGAAUUUUUUCAGUGAUAUUGGAAAAUUUGUCUGAUUAAUCUAUAAGUUGAGAGUUCGAAUGGGUGAUGCUCGCCAUGAAAAUUGGAUGAAUUCAUUGUUAAAAGCGAUGAUUAAUUAGGUUUUUUCACGCUCUCUAUUGAGUCUUUGUGAUAAAUUUUUCGUAGCUUCAGCCCCUAAAAUUCCUGUUGUCGCCAGAAGUGAGCAGUAGAUCGUGGAAUUUCGUGGGACCAAAAGUGAUUUAACUGGAGCUCAAACGUGCAAUUUAAUUUAAAUAAAUUGGCGAAGUAUUGAUUAAAUUGAAGAAAAUUAAAGAACGAACUGAUCCGAAAUCACUGAAUUACUAAAUUAUUUCUUCACCUGUCGUCGGGAAACUUCUUCGCAGCUCUUGCCACUUAAAUAAAAAUGUAAACUUUGGUUAAUAUUUAUAAAAAGGGAUAUAACUAUUUCUAAAAA
Messenger RNA from Fopius arisanus, 2910 nucleotides. Its product is annotated as phosphatidylcholine:ceramide cholinephosphotransferase 2. The transcript is spliced from 6 exons. Gene Ontology annotation, molecular function: ceramide cholinephosphotransferase activity; sphingomyelin synthase activity. Lineage: Eukaryota; Metazoa; Arthropoda; Insecta; Hymenoptera; Braconidae. Gene Ontology annotation, cellular component: Golgi membrane; plasma membrane; endoplasmic reticulum membrane. The record is from RefSeq and is a predicted model, not a curated record. The coding region runs from base 539 to 1783 and encodes 414 amino acids. Gene Ontology annotation, biological process: sphingomyelin biosynthetic process; ceramide biosynthetic process.